UCAAAUAUCUUCGCCAGAUCUACAAAUAUUUCAAAUUCGCAUGUUUUAACUUCAGAAUUUCAGAGCAUAGCGUUACGUUUUGGCGGACUUUCGUAUUUCGGACGAUUUUCCAACCGUUUGUUUUCCGUUGGCGAGCGCGGGUCACGUGAGCGGAGAGCGCCCAUUUUGUGGCUGAGAGAAGGUUCUAGAAAAAGGGACCGAGCGGAGGUUGAGGCUUGGCCCAGCCGUCGAGUUUCUUCAGCUUCAGAGUGAACUUUCCGCUAAAUACACACCGCCUGAGUUGAAGUGUAACUAUUUUGAGAACACUUUUUCGGGAAGGAUGGAGGAAUUUUCAGCUUCUGUACAGGAUAUUGGGCAAGCAGUAAGGCAGCAGACAGUAGAAAAGAUAUUUGAGAACAGGGAUAAGGAGCAGUACCGCAAGCUGUUUAUAGGUGGUCUCAGUUUUAAUACAUCAGAAGAAAAUUUAAGAGGCCACUUUGAGCAAUGGGGAAAGCUUACAGACUGUGUGGUCAUGAGAGAUCCUCAAAGCAAAAAAUCAAGAGGAUUUGGAUUUGUGACAUUUUCUACUGCAGAAGAAGUUGAUGAUGCAAUGGCUGCAAGACCUCAUAAAAUAGAUGGUCGUGUAGUGGAGCCUAAACGAGCAGUUGCAAGAGAAGAAUCUGGGAAACCGGGUGCUCACUUAACUGUGAAGAAGUUGUUUGUUGGUGGAAUAAAAGACGACACUGAUGAACAUCACCUCAGAGCAUAUUUUAAGAACUAUGGAAAAAUAGAAUCCAUUGAAGUAAUAACUGACCGACAAAGUGGAAAAAAGAGAGGAUUUGCAUUUGUAUCAUUUGAUGACCAUGAUCCGGUGGACAAAAUAGUCCUUCAAAAGUAUCAUUAUGUUAAUGGACACAAUGCAGAAGUGAGAAAAGCUCUGUCUCGUCAGGAAAUAAUGGAGGCACAAAGUAACCGGAUGGGACGAGGAGGUGGUGGAUUUAGAGGAGACUCUCGUGGUGGCAAUUUUCCUAUGGGACGUGGUGGAAACUUCGGAGGUGGCCCUCAUGGAUUUGGAGGUGGUCGUGGUUUUGGUGAUGGUCCUGGUUUCAAUGGUUAUGGUGGAGGUGGUGGUAACUUUGGCGGUGGCCCUGGAUUUGGUGGAGGAUUUGGCAAUCAGGGUGGUGGCUAUGAUGGAGGUGGAAAUUAUGGUGGAAAUUUUGGUGGUGGUGGUAACUACAAUGAUUUUGGAAAUUACAAUCAUCAGAAUUCUAAUUUUGGACCAAUGAAAGGUGGAAACUUUGGAGGUAGAAAUAUGGGUGGACCAUAUGGAGGAAACUAUGGUGGUGGAGGAGGAGGAGGAUUUGGUGGCCGCAGCAGAUAUUAAUUCAAUAACAACCCAUUCCAAGGGCAUCACUAUAUAAAUAGGGGAGGAUGAGAGCCCAGAGUUUACAGGACAGCUGCAGGUUAUUCUCUCAGCAAAAUUUUAAGGAAAAAAUUUAUCUCAGCGGAACAUAAAAGGCAGUGAGAUGACGGAAGACUCCAGAGCACAGGCAGAGAAAACCAUUUUGUCAAUGCUUGGGAUUGUUUAAUUGAGCGGACUCUUGAUGUGGAGAAAGGACUGUAAAGAUGCCUUGGAGACAGAUUUCUAGCUUUUUUAAUUUUCUUUGCUGUAGUAUCUUUGUAGUGUUCUACACAAGUUCCAAUGUGGAAUUGUUAUGAGUUUGAGGGGAUUUUUGACAUUUAAAUAUUCUUAGAUGCACUGAGAAAUUUUGAGAGCUAUGAACCAGGAUCAUGGAGUUUAUAAUAUUCAGCCUUUCUAUGUUAAAUAUCUGCAGUGUGUAGAGUUUGGAAAAUGUUGUAUGUCCACAGUAACUUUAAUAAAAUCCCAAAAAAAAAGAAAAGGGGGUGUGUAAUUGUUUUCUUAGGUAGAUAUAUCGUGGGUGGGUAAAUUCCAGCUUUUGACACAGCCAGGGGAAUGCAGGACUGCUAAUCAGGCAAAAAGUGCAGAGAUGAAUCGUCAAGUCCUCAGACUUUUAAAAACUGCUAGAACUGGUUUCUGCGAGAAGGAGAGAUCCUUAGAACGUAUAGAUACAGCAGCUACUUCAUCGGCCAGGAAAGGCAUGAUCCGACGUUAAACAGCAAGUGGUUUACACUUCCAAGAAAACAGGUCUAGCACAAGAAGUCUGGACAAAGAAGCUAAUUUCAGCCAGCACUCUUGUAACAGUGAGCGGUAUUCAUGGAUCAAAAGCUUUAACUGCAGUAAAUUUAAAGAGGAGGCCAACGAAAACAGAUGUGUCUUAUAGAGCAGAAUAGAGCUAAGCAUCAGUUAACUUCACCAUGUAGGUAAGAUAUUAUUUAAUUGUCUUUUACGUUACAGAAGUGAAGAGGUGGUCAAAACUUAGCUCAUAGAAAUCGAGCAGAUAAUUGUUUUGGUAUAUUGAAUUUGUUCUAUUGUAUCACAUUGUGGGAAUUUCUUUACACCAAAUUCCUUGUGCCAUUAAAUGCCCCAAAACAAAAAUAAACUUUCACUGUCUCUUUGUGCCUAACUAAUAAACUU
Molecule: messenger RNA, 2536 nt
Organism: Pristis pectinata (smalltooth sawfish)
Lineage: Eukaryota; Metazoa; Chordata; Chondrichthyes; Rhinopristiformes; Pristidae
Product: heterogeneous nuclear ribonucleoproteins A2/B1-like
Exons: 12
Coding region: 320-1363 (347 amino acids)
Molecular function (GO): RNA binding
Source: RefSeq, a predicted model, not a curated record